CCGACAGUCCAACAUCCAUCUUCGUCAUCGCACGUUCUUGAGUAGCUGAUCGACUGGGCCAUUUCCCAGUCUUUGUGACGAGUGAGCCGGCGACUCCUGGCACUAGCGAGACUCAGCCAACAUCAUCACCACGAACAUCCCAGGCUGCGUUCUCAAGAGUACAUAGUCGUCUCUUUUCCUGUUUCUACUCACUGUCACCAUCUUCGCCCUUCUCCCUGCGUCGACCCAUUGCUCUUCCUUCGCUCUUCCUUUACCUACGAACGGUCCUUUCCCUUCCAAAUACCUACGUUUUCGGACCGCGACAAUGGGCAAGCUUCUCGGCGCUGCCCUAGGCGCAGCAACUCUCCUCGCCUCCAUUGCGCCAGCCGUAGGAAGUGCCACUCCAGGUGUUGUAGGCUUCAAUUUUGAGAAGCGUCGGAUAAAUGCUCAAGAGGCGCCUCAUCUUGCCCGACGACAGUCCAACACCGUCACAGCUGCCCUGACCAACGAAAUUCUCCUGUACUUCAUCAAUGUUACCGUGGGUACGCCCGGUCAGCCUUUCUCUCUACAGCUCGAUACCGGCUCCUCAGACAUCUGGUUCCCAGCAAUAAACGCAGAUAUUUGCGAACAAGGCAUUGAGACAUAUUGUCCCUUUGGUGUGUACGACUAUUCCAAGUCCUCGACCUACAAAGACCCCGGCCUGCCCGAGUUUCAAAUCCAAUAUGUCGAUGGUACCCAGAUCUCCGGUGCCUACCUCUCCGAUGUUCUCAAUAUUGGCUCGACCAAGCUUACAAAUAUGACCAUGGCGGCGGCCUUGCAGGCCAAUACUAGAGGCAUUGGCAUUAUGGGUAUUGGCUUUGACUCCGGUGAAUCGGCCGCUGUGCAAGGAGAGUUCACAUACCCCAAUGUUAUCAGUGUCUUGAAGAAUCAAGGCCACAUCAAUACCCUCUCAUACUCCUUGUGGUUGGAUGACCUGAAAUCUAACACCGGGUCUAUCCUUUUCGGCGGAGUUGACAGCAGCAAAUAUCAUGGUGACAUCAUCGCUCUUCCAAUUCAACCAGACUCCCAGACUGGAAACCUUACAUCUUUCACCGUUGCCUGGACCGGCUUGACCGUCAGUGGUAGUGGCCAGACAUCUGACAUGUCUCCAAGCACCCCUCAGCCUGCUAUCUUAGAUUCUGGGACCACAAACACCUACCUACCCGACGAAAUCGCCACCAACAUCUUCAACGGUGUCGGUGCGCUGACAGACACGCAGUAUGGAAACGUGGUGCCCUGUAAGCUUGGCGACGAUGACUUGACGUUCUCGUUCACUUUCGGUGGCAAGGGCGGUGCUGUCGUCAAUGUCAGCCUUUCGGAAUUCGUCACACCCCUUCCUGAAGAGAUCACUUUCAAGAACGGCGACGAGGCAUGCAUGUUUGCCAUCAAUGCCGCCGGCGACUCGCCCAUCUUGUUCGGUGACUCGUUCCUCCGAAGCGCAUACGUCGUUUACGAUCUCGAGAACAAGGAAAUCGGCAUCGCUCAGACCAACUUUAACGCUGGCAAGGCUAACGUUGAAGCUUUCCAAUCCAGCAGCGGUAUCCCCGACGCCGUUUCGACCGCGAGUGCUGCAAGUGUAGUGAACACCAUCACAGGUAUCCCUCACGAGACGAUUGCUUCUGCUACUGGCACUGGUGGCAUCACGGGUCCAAGCAGUAGAUCUGCCACGUUCAACCUCCAGCCAACAUCGGGCGCCAGUGGCACUGGCUCGGGUGGAAGUGGUUCAAGCGGCGGUAGCAGCAGUACUAGCAACGCAGCCAACGCCAACCUGCGUGCUUCGCCGAUUGAAGCUGCUAGUGUUGUGUCUUUUGUUGUCGUUGCUCUUGGCUUCGUGUUUGGUGGUGGAUUGAUGCUCCUCUAGCCUUGGGUAUUGGGUGUGGUUUAAGUUGGUGAUACGACAAUGAGGCGAUCUUGAGCGUGUUACACGCACACAAAUCUUCCAGCGUGGGCUUCUUGGAUGUCUCGCAGAACUAGCAUGCAUGGUUGAGGUUGGUUGUGCUCCUUGGCCCCUUUUUCGUCUAACGUUUCUUCUUUGAAGUUAAAGAAAGCUGGGCGAGGGGUUCAGGUAGUCAUUGCUGGCCGCAUUCCUCUGUAUGUGUGCAUAAUGAAGUUCGGUGGGAGGCUUACAGGCAUAUGGGCUGGAUGGGACUGGAAAUCAUUUGAAUGAUUGGUUGUAUUUUAACACGACGAGUAUGAUGGGCUUUAUUUUAGUAGAAUACAAGACAAAAGACAUGAAGAAAUACCCCGA
Molecule: messenger RNA, 2266 nt
Organism: Exophiala oligosperma
Lineage: Eukaryota; Fungi; Ascomycota; Eurotiomycetes; Chaetothyriales; Herpotrichiellaceae
Exons: 1
Coding region: 305-1879 (524 amino acids)
Biological process (GO): proteolysis
Molecular function (GO): aspartic-type endopeptidase activity
Source: RefSeq, a predicted model, not a curated record